UGCCCGGCUACCAAGCUGACAAAAGGCAAAAUGGCGACAAGGGUGAUUUCUCGUGAACCAAAAGAUCCCCAGGAAUUAUACAAAGAAGCAUUGGAAAAUGUCUCGGCUUACAACUCUCGGCUUCGGUAUGAACGUCGACUUCGUAUUCCGUUCAUUGACGCGCAGACAGGUAUUGCCAUGAACAACUGCCACUUAUGGAUCAGCAAACUGGAACGUCGAGCUGGCCAAACGCCGCAUUACAUUUACAGUUACCCAGCUAGGAGAUGGCGAAAAAAGAAACGGCCUCCCCCAACAGAGCGACCUAUUGAAGUCAGAGUUGUCGGCGAGGCUGAUGAACAAAACAGUGAAAGCAUGGAUACCAUGGAGUCUGAAGGAGUUCCACCAGAGCAAUCUGAAUCAGAGAUUGCCAGAGAUGUUUCUGUGACAAAGGAAGAUGAAAUAAUGAGACUGGAAGAUAGUGAUGGAGACGAAGAUGUGCUGGAAGACAUUGGUGCUUUAUCCUCCGGUGAUGAAGACUUCUAUGUUGGUAAGAAGAAACCUAUUAGCAAAGGACGACCUCGCAAGAAGAUUCAACAACCUGCUAGUGUAUUUCCUGAGCCUCAAGUCCAUCAUAAGACAAUGCCCCCGAUCCCUGGCCUUCUGCAUGUGCGAAACAUCACCAAGGAAGAGUUAGCUAGGAUGGAUCCUGAGGAGCGGAAAAAACCUUACGCAUGCGAGAUUUGUGGGAGGCGCUACAAGAAUGGCCCAGGACUAAAGUACCAUUAUACACAUUACAAUCAUGAGCAGGAGACAGGUGCGACGAUGCACCACGAGGAGCCAGUGAUAUCUCACCCAUCCACUCCAGCACCCACUGUCCGUCCAGAGUCUCCAAAGGUUCCUGCUUCACCUCCACAGCAGAGAGGUCCUGGGCGUCCCAAGAAAGUGCCAGGGAGUGGCACAUCUCCAAACAACUACUGUGAUUUUUGUCUGGGCGACGUGUACGAGAAUAAGUCGACGGGAUAUCCAGAAGAACUAUUAUCAUGUGCAGAUUGUGGUAGAUCAGGGCAUCCCUCCUGUCUUCAGUUUACUGGCAAGUUGACAGAAAGUGUCAAGAAAUACAAAUGGCAGUGCAUUGAAUGCAAAUCUUGCACCCUUUGUGGAACUUCAGAUAAUGAUGAUCAGUUACUUUUUUGUGAUGGCUGUGAUAGAGGAUACCACAUGUACUGUCUAAAGCCACCCAUGCAAAAACCGCCUGAAGGUCAUUGGACAUGUGCAUUAUGUGAAACUGCCGUCACACCAGCUCCUGUCCCUCCGUCCCACAUGAUGAUCAAGGCAGAGUGGCACUGAAAUGAUGCAAUGAAUAUAUUGCGAUGCACACCCGUGUGUGCAUAGCAAUAUAUUUUAGUGGGUCAAACACGUUGUUAUUAUCCCCAUACAGCUCCAAAGUCUUAGUGAAAUCAUCAUACCCAGGGCUCGAAAAAAUUCCGUUCUGUUCAUUUGUCUGGGACAAGUAGAUUUUCCUGCUGGGCAGGUAACUUUUCAUCCUUACAUGUCCAAUGGUCAAGGACCCAGACAAGAUUUCUUCCAACUAAAUAAAAAAAGGUAAACUAAGAUUUGCCUCAGGCAAGUAAAUUUUGUGAGCUGCCUGUUUGAACAGCAAGCUUGAAUUCAAUUUUUUUCAAGCUCUGAUACUCAGUGAAUUCUAUGUCAUAAUUGCUGUAAGGUGGGUGCAUGAUAGUUCACGAGGAAGAUGCAACUAUAUGUUAAAGUAACACAAAACAAGCAAACAAGUCCAAAUAAAUUUAUUAACUAAA
Molecule: messenger RNA, 1793 nt
Organism: Orbicella faveolata
Lineage: Eukaryota; Metazoa; Cnidaria; Anthozoa; Scleractinia; Merulinidae
Product: zinc finger protein ubi-d4-like
Source: RefSeq, a predicted model, not a curated record